UUCCGAAAUAGAUUGCUAGAAACAUGAACAAAAUUUAAUGCUGCUAUUUUGCUAAUUUGACAGAGCUGAGGGGGGAAAAAAUCCCCAGAAAUGGUAUGAAAGAAUUACUGAAAGUUUUCAAAACCUUUCUUUCGAUUAGAUUUUUCCCCCAAUCUUAAUCUAUAGCCCUAUAUAUUUUGAACUUAUAUUUAGAAGUGUGUCACCCCUAUGACGUCACAGAAAGUUCCUCCAAAACGUAAGGUGACAACACCAAUCCUAUAGAUAUAGUGAGACAACAUGGACGGAAAAGUUGUGUUGUGUUUGUUGGUUAUUUGUUUUACAGUUUUAGAAGCAAAUCGUCAUGGUUAUCAAUUUAAAAAGAAUAUGUGGAGGAAAGGGUUUAAAGAGGACAAAGAUUUAAAAUUCAAAUUGUUUACCAGAGGCACCUGUUUGGAGGGAUGUAAGAAAAGUGAAGUGUGUGUGAAAGAAAAGGGAUCAAAAAAGUCUGUGUGUCUGGCUAGACACAUUGUCAGAGACAGCCGAAGACUAUUGCGCAAAAGUCAACGAUUAGGAAAUAGAAGCCACCACCAAAGAAAUCGCUUCCAAGGAUUUCGUAAACACCAGAGAUAUGGCUUGGAGACUCGUCAAAAGAAUGCCAUGGAAUUUUCCAAGUUUCACGACAAAAGAAAUGUCAUCAGAAAGAAGCAUGACAGGACUGUCAAACCAAAAAAUUUUGUCAAGUUUUCCAAAGACAGAGACUUCUUGGAAAAAAUGGAAGGUGUUAAGGAAUUGAUGGAGAGGACACAUCAAAUGCCUAAUCACAGACAUGUAUGUGGCAAGAAGGACCUUGAAAAGAUGAGGGGUCGUCUCCAGGGUUGGUUUGUAACGCUUCACGAGCAAUAUCAUGAGGAAAAGAAUCAUCACAUCACAAAGAGAAGCCUGGGAGACCAGCAGGCUGAUGGAAAGUGUCACUGCAUCAAGUCUGUUAUGUGGCAGUUCCAUCAGAUGGACAAGAACAAGGACCAUCAUUUGGACAAAUUUGAGAUGUCGGAAAUGGAGAGCAACCACAAGGAGUCCUGUAUAAGGCCCUUCAUGGGGUCAUGUGACACGGACGGGGACUCUCUCAUCAGUAAGCAGGAGUGGUGUUGCUGUUUCCAUGCUGACGCGCCAUGUCAUGUCGCCCAGAAAGAGGCUCGGGAGGGAAGACUGUUGGGAGCGACCACGCCAAGAUGUACAGUGGAGGGCUACUUCAAGAGGAUGCAGUGCAAUGCUAGCACUGGCUUCUGUUGGUGCGCUGAUCUGAAUGGAAACGAGAUCAGAGGCACUCGACUGUCCAUGAGGAAGGGAGAGCCUCACUGUGGAAAGUUUGAUGCCCUUGGACGCGUGAAGAUGCUGAAGGAGAGGAAGAUGAAUUAGUUUUCAACUAAAUGACCGCUUCUUAGUAUUUGUUUCUAUUGCUCAGAAUUGUAAAACAAAAUUUUAAAACCUAAUUGUAAAUUGACCUAUGAGUAUUUAAUCAGAAUAAAUAUGCACAUUUUCAUGGGAAGGGUUACAUCAAAGACUGAUUGAUCAAAGAUUGAAAUAUAUUUUAUAUUUAUUUUAAAUAUUUUAACAUGAAGGGAUGAUUUUAUGAUCUUUUUACUGUGCAUUUUGAUAUAGUACCUUUAUAUCCCAAGUUUUUAAAAACAUUUUUGCAGACUUGCAUUUCUUAAGUUAGCCCACCUUUAUAGUCCAUGGUAUACAUGUUUGUAUAUCUCUGUGUAUUUUUGUGCUUUUUUACAGUGUAUUUUAAAUUAGAAUCAUUAUAAGAAUCUCGCCUAGCGCUGCCUUUAUCCAUAUUGUAGAAUUGUUCUCUCUUAUUUGUGUGUGUGUACUGUAGGAGUUAUGGUUGUGAAUAUACAUGGAUUCUGUAAAUGAUUGUGAUAAAAUGAAUUUUGGGAUGCAUCAAGAUUUUUUUUUGUAAUUUGUUAAUUUCCAGUGUGUAAAAAUUAGAAGAAGAAAAAAUUGUUGGAUAAUAUAGUAUUGGAAGAUUUUUAUGCUGUGUGUUAAAAAGCAUCAAUUCUGAUAGCCAUUAUUUAUGGAAUGAAACUAGUCCAUAUGUGGUUGUUUGUUGCAUAAUUAUACAGGUUGUGUAGUUCCUCUGGUUGUAUAAUUAUUAUAGUUGAGUGAUUAUAUUGGUUGUGUAAUACUGGUUGUGCUUUGAAAUUAGCAUAAAGGGUUUGGGUAUUCAAGAAUGAAAGUUAAAGGAUGACACAAAAUUAUUUGAAAUUUUGUUUGAAUUUUUUAUACUAAGUUUUCAGAAUUACUUUGUAAUGAAGAAUUCACAUGCAAGUGCCUUAGAUGUAUUCUUGUGAUAUACAAAUACACUCCCAAAAUAAGGACCAUUCCAAACUGUUAACACUAGUAUGGUACUGUUUACAAUAUUCUUACAGUUUAUUUUUGCUAUUUUACAUAUAUAACAUCAUGAUAUUAUACAGUAUUCAGUGGCAGUAAUAAUAAAGCACUGUAUAGUAGAAACUUUGUAAUAAAAUACAUAUUAUACCAUGUGAAUUCAGA
Ostrea edulis (European flat oyster) is the source of this 2535-nucleotide messenger RNA. RefSeq names its product testican-1-like. Lineage: Eukaryota; Metazoa; Mollusca; Bivalvia; Ostreida; Ostreidae. The coding region runs from base 277 to 1395 and encodes 372 amino acids. Gene Ontology annotation, biological process: establishment of protein localization to extracellular region. The record is from RefSeq and is a predicted model, not a curated record. The transcript has 9 exons. Gene Ontology annotation, molecular function: calcium ion binding.